UAUUCAUCGGUAAGAGAGGAUUUUCAACCGUUGGAAACAGGAGGAGAGAAGAAGAACCUUCCCGUUUAUUUAGCAUCGACUGUUUAUGUUUGUUAAAGAAAACAAACGAGGAAAGUAAGGAAGAAAUAUUGAUAAUAACACUAUAGUCGAACUAAGAAGACUCAUCUUAAAGUUGCUUCUUCAUGACUGGUGAAGUGUUGAUCAAGAGAUCAUGGAGAACGAUGUGAGGGAGUGCAUCACCUCCCCUGUGACUGCAGGAGCUUCAGUCGGACCAGCGGUUUCACAGAGCAGAUCUGAGGAUGAGGAGACUAAUGCAAUGAAAAGAACGCCUACUCAGACCUUCAGUGGACCCGGAUUAAUUCCCAAACGCAGAAGCUCUUCCAGGUCAAUAAAGAGAAAAAAGUUCGAUGAUGAACUUGUUGAGAGCAGCCUGGCUAAAUCUACUAGUCGGGUCAAAGGGCAGCCAGUCAUUGAGACAAUCAGAUGCCCCGGGGGUGAUUUCAUGUCAAGUGACAAGAAGAAGGGUUUAAAGUCUGGUAGUUCUCUUACACCUCCUCUUACAAUGGUCAUCACGCCUUCAUCGAUGUCCAAACGUAUGAAGAAAAACAAGCAACCGUUACAGAUCACUAAAGACCUGGGACGCUGGAAAUCUACUGAUGAUCUUCUGCUCAUUAAUGCUGUCUUACAGACCACAGAUCUGACAUCAGUUCAUUUGGGGGUAAAAUUUAGCUGUCGUUUCACACUCCGAGAGAUUCAGGAGCGCUGGUAUGCUCUACUGUAUGACCCUGUCAUUUCAAAAAUGGCGUGGCAGGCCAUGAGGCAGCUUCAUCCAGAGGCCAUCGCAGCCAUUCAGAGUAAAGCUCUCUUCAGUCAGGCAGAGGAAACUCUUCUUGCCAAAAUCAUCUCUAGCAGUCAGCCUAAGAUGGAGGUUUUUCAGGAUUUGCUAAACAAGCACCCCAGUGUGUUUUACCCGUCCCGUACAGCUAAGAGUCUCCUGAUCCACUGGCAGCUGCUUAAACAGUAUUAUCUACUGGAGGAUCAGAGCGUUCAACCUCUGCCUAAAGGAGAGCAGGUGUUAAAUUUCUCUGACGCAGAGCAGGUGGUCGAUGAUGCCAAACUCAAGGACAGUCGAGAUGAAGUCCUGGAGCAUGAGCUGAUGAUUGCAGACAGACAUCAGAAGCGUGAGAUCAGACAGCUGGAGCAGGAACUUCCUCGCUGGCAGGUGUUAGUGGACAGUAUUACAGGCAUGAAUUCACCAGACUUUGAUAAUCAGACGCUGGCAGCUUUACGCGGGAGGAUGGUCAGAUAUUUGAUGCGUUCAAGAGAGAUCACCCUUGGACGUGCUACUAAAGACAAGCAGAUAGAUGUGGAUCUGUCUUUGGAGGGACCUGCGUGGAAAAUCUCCAGAAAACAAGGAAUCAUCAAACUGAAAAAUAACGGGGAUUUCUUUAUCGCUAAUGAAGGCCGGCGACCCAUUUACAUUGAUGGCAGACCUGUUUUAUCUGGAAACAAGUGGAAGCUCAAUAACAACACUGUCAUGGAGAUUGCAGGUCUUCGUUUUGUGUUCCUUAUCAACCAGGACUUAAUCUCUCUUAUAAAAGCUGAAGCUGCUAAGAUGAACCAGCCGUAAAGCUGAACCUUCUUGUCCCGCUCACGGGCAGUCAAUCGUGUCUCAGUUUGGGACCACAGGAACACCGACAGGUUGUGCACUGGAGUCACCGGAGCCGUAGAUGCUCUGACCUACAUACUGCGGGAUUUGCAUACAAUAUUACACCUGAAGCUAAGACUGGAACUGACCAAACAUUUGGAGACUUGAAAAUAUAAUGUCAAUAUGUUCCUGUUAGAUACAAUUAACAACAAGCAAUGAAGAACAAACAAACAGAUUAUUUGAUCUUCUUGUCACUGCUUGUUAGUGGUAGAAGUUUGUUUCUUUCUUUGUUUGUUUGUGUAAGUUACAUUUGACACUUCAUGUCUUUU
Messenger RNA from Misgurnus anguillicaudatus (oriental weatherfish), 1977 nucleotides. RefSeq names its product microspherule protein 1 (gene mcrs1). Gene Ontology annotation, molecular function: G-quadruplex RNA binding; protein binding. Lineage: Eukaryota; Metazoa; Chordata; Actinopteri; Cypriniformes; Cobitidae. The record is from RefSeq and is a predicted model, not a curated record. Gene Ontology annotation, cellular component: NSL complex; MLL1 complex; Ino80 complex. Gene Ontology annotation, biological process: positive regulation of transcription by RNA polymerase II.